AUGUUUUUUUUUUUUAAUUUAGUUUUUUCUCAAUUUUCAUCACAUGAUACAGUAGUUAAUGGUGGAAUUAUUCCUACAUUAUCUGCUUUGUCAGUACUUUCACCACUUCGGUCGUCAGUUACAUUAGCCAAUAUGAGCAAUCUUACAAAUACACAAGAGAAUCAGAAUUAUUUUCUCGAUGAAUUUAAUUCACAACAAUCAUUUGCAAUGUCUCGAUGGCAAUCAGAUGCCGAAAACUUGAAUCUACAGUUUGAUUCAUCUAAUCGACAAUCAUCAACCAAUCUUGUUAAUGAUUUUCUGACCAACCGAAAUAUUGCUUCUUCAUCCAUAACUGAUGCAAUUAUUUCACCUAUGUCUCGGUUGUCAACAUCAUCAUCGGUCAUGUCUUUUAGUAGCAUUGGUAAUCAAAAAUCAAAUAGUCAACGAUCUGUGAGUACUGAAAAAAAAAUAUAA
Rotaria sp. Silwood1 is the source of this 453-nucleotide messenger RNA. Lineage: Eukaryota; Metazoa; Rotifera; Eurotatoria; Philodinida; Philodinidae. The record is from the annotation of a GenBank genome assembly.